CCUGGCUUUGUUAGAUAUUGGACAGAGGAGAGUUUCAGGGUAAAGGAACAAUUCAAGAGGCUGUUUCCUUUCAGUCACAAAACGAAAAUCAGCAAUUUCUUGUAACAAACCUGCAGACUUUCCACAUCAAAGUUUCUCCAGGAUAGACCACAUCAACUUGCGUAAAGAUGACAUUUGCCAUGCUGCGCACAGCGCCUCCUGCAGGCCGCUUCUUGUACGGCGACAUCGCCCUCCUCUCCGAAGAUGAUGAAGAAAACGGCAGCGAAGGGUCGGGUUCUGAGGAGAGGUCCAACAACUCCAACUCUGCCGCUUAUCGCCUGUCCUCCUCAUCGCCAUCUGCCUUUCACAUCAAGGUGAACAGGAAGAGGAAGCUGUGCGGGGGAGUGGGAGUGGGAGCGGUAGACAUUGAGGCCAUGGCGGGGAGGCUUGGUCCUCCUGGGUCUUCUCCCCCUGGUGAAGGUCGCCAAAGGACUGCAGCCAACGCUCGGGAGAGAGAUCGAACCAAUUCUGUCAACACGGCGUUCACAGCGCUGAGGACACUGAUCCCCACCGAACCUGCAGACAGGUACGAAGACGCAAGAGUACCACUGAGACAGGAUUGUUAUUUUAUGCUAAAUCCUUAAUAAACGUUCCACCUUCCAACAAAAUAUGCAUCCCAAUAUUAAGCUAUGGAUAACAUUUAACAUGUAGAGGUAUCUCCUGUAUCUGGUCGUCUGCUUAUCCUGGUACAGGCCUUAAACCCGCAACUGAGGCAACUCUGCGUUUCAUGCUGAGUGGAUAUUUCUUGAAACCCAAUGAUUUACUUGUGCAUUUUAUUGAAAUACUACAUAAUAAAUAAGAUUCACACUGCUUGUUUGUCUUCUGAUUUGGUGAACAGAAAACUGUCAAAGAUCGAGACGCUACGUUUGGCGAGCAGCUACAUCAGCCAUCUGGGGAACGUCCUGCUCCUGGGCGAGGGGCUUCAUGACGGACAGCCGUGCCACGCUCCCUCACCACCUUUCUUCCACGUUAACUCCUCCCCCAGUCGAGGAUCCGACCAAUCAGCUCAGCCGAAACACAUCUGUACUUUCUGCCUCAGCAACCAGAGGAAAAUGGUGAGCAAAAGCACGCAAAUUAUUCAUCAAUCAGUGAAAAACAAAUUUGCCUAAAAGUAAAUGUUGUUGAGAAUCUCCCCAAAAAUCUCCUCUUUAAAGUUUUGUUUUCCUUAAUGUGGUUUCAAAUAGUGUAAACAACAGAAAUCAGCACUUUAUUCAGAUUUAAAACAGGAAAAGUCAAGUGAAGCCAAAGGAAAAGCUGUUCAUUCUGCAGCGUGACGCGUCUUUUGGGAAAGUGCACUGUGCUUUGAGGUCAGUGUGGUGUUUAAAGCUGACCUGAGAUCAGUGACUGGGCCUAUAAACCUGAUUGGCCCUGAGGGAUAUUAAAAGCAGAACCUCUUUAAAGUCCUCUUCUGGGGGUGAAGGACUUUGUGUUAUUGUCCUGUUGGGGGUUCCUUGAACUCGAGCAGGUGGCUUCAAGUUGGUGGUACUUUCUCAAACCCUCUGAGCGAAUAGAGGAGAUAGUUUUUGUGUAAGUUAGAGAGGGCAGAUCAGAAAGAGGGGAACCAUACAGCAUGUAGACAUUUUUUUCCUAUUACACCAGCAAGACUUUAAAACAGGAUUAGACAUAAAAAAGAUGUGAAUCCAACUGUGGCGUUUUCUUUUUCCUGCCUUUUGAAAAUAUGAAUCCAAAGUUUACAAGGGUAUUUACACACACAGUGAGUUAGAUUUACGACAAGACGACCGUGAAAUCCUUCCAAAACCAUGUGUAUAAUUGUAAGAAUGUAUUGACGUCAGGCUGAAGGUUUUAAUCAAGACAAACAUCGCUGACCAAGUUUGUUCCACUGAAAGACAACCAAAGUAACUUCUUAUACCCUCAACACUGUUUGGGGCUACCAUACAGACUUAAAUCAAGGAUUACAGAUGAUGUACAGGAGGGCACAGAGACCAUUAUUGAGUUUUUGAUAUUUUACUGUCUGUCACUGUUGCCUUCAGGUCAGAUCUAGACAAAAGGUAAAGAGCCCUGAUUUACAUUUUACAAGAAAGUGUCUCACAGUGAUGAAGGAGAUGAUUCUUCUUUUAAAAAUGAUGAAGAAAUGAACACGACAGGAUCAGUGAAGAGAGAGCGAGCCUAAUGCUUUGUCCACAGAAGCCGCCAGAAGAAAAGGAAAGUUCCUUUCAGAUGCUUUUCACUCAAAUACUGCAAAUAACAAAACUCUUCAUUUUCCGAUCAUUUUUGAGGAGUAUUGUAGUGCUGCAUACACGUCCUAACUACUCAGGAACAAGUUGAAUUUUCGAGGCAAAGAAAUCACUCAGAUUGCUCUUUUUAGAGUCAGUUCUUCUUCCACUCUCCACUCAGAGCCGCAGUAAACUGGAGCUUUAUCCAACGUGAAGUUCAACUCUGUUUUGAUUGAUCUCACACAGGAAAUCAACAUAAUCAGAAACAUUCUCCGCAUGAGAAAGUCCUCAGUCUGAUGAGAAAUAGCAGAGGAUGAAAAAUUCCUUCCAUCCAUCAGCUGACUGACAUCAGAUUUAUAAGCCUCGAGUUCACCUCGACAAACACCAGCAGCCCGUCCAGACGAUGAUAGAGAGGUGACGUCCUCUCAACUUUCCCCCCUUCAACCCAGCCGCUGCCCAUUUAGCAGGAUUUAUGGGUAAGGAGCUGACAUCUGGCAGACUCCCCCGUUACCCCAGCAGUGUGUGAAAGCUAAUACCCUCCUCAGUGUCUAAACCCAGAGACCCUCUAGCUGGGGGGAUAACCUGAGUCUCAGCAGUGUGAGUCCCCCACCCUCUCUCUUGCCUCCCCUCUGAACCUUUGUGAGUGAAAGCCUAGACGUCCGCAGUGUCUGAGAGCCAGACACCCUCAGCCUGGAAACCUGUCUCCUCUCUCCUCCUCACCUCUCCUCUUUAAUUAUCCUCCUCCUUCACUUUUGCACACCUCUUCCUCUACCCCUCCUGCUCCUCCUCCCCCCUGGCCUCCCUGUGUAUCGAUCAGCCGGGUGGAGGUCAGAGCUGCCUGUCAGUAGGAGCUGUGUAAUACUAUCUGCUGCUGUCAGCUCUCUGCUGCAGACACAUGACUGACCUGUAAAUGCAUGCUGGGUAGAAAACAAUUUUCAAACUUUCUCAUGUCAAAAACUUCACAUGUAGGCACUUAACUUGACGUCAGUCACCUGAUGCUGUUUCCCAUUAGCCCAACAACAGAGGACGCCAUUCACUGUUGUGUGAGCUAUGUGAGGAAAAUACACUCACUGUUUUCAUGUUCCUCACAAGGUGAACCCGAGGAACGUUUUCAUAAACUUUGACAUCCUUUGAUUUCCCCGAGUUCACAUCACUCAUGAAAGUAGAAAAUAAGAUGAGGGAUUUGAUUUUCGCUCCUGUAAAGGGGUGAAAACAGAUGAAAUAUUCCUCCACGCUCACUUUUGUUAGGAUGCAGGUUUAAAACUUUUCUCCUUUUUUUUUUCUCUUUUCUUUGUUAACAAAUACGAUUAACAGUCAAUGUAUCUCUGAGUAAACAAAACGACUUCUGCUGAACAAAAACUAUCUCUGUUAUACAAUGAAUACAAAAAGACAAUGUCAACACUGCCACAUCCUCCCUCUCCCCCCUUUUUUAAUAGGCACUUUGUAUUUGACACACAAAGGUGUGUAAAUGCUGCUCAGCAAAAGUCUUUUAACUGCAGAUCAAUUUUUGUGGGAACAGUCUCCUUCAACAGGGGUUAUAAGUCUACAGAUAAGAAUAAGAAUAACUUUAUUUUAGGGAAAUUCACUUAAGUCUCAUCUACUAUUUAUGGAAGAGUUGUAACGUCUGAUGGCUGUUGGUACAAAAGAUCUUCUGAAUCUUUCUGUCCUGCAGCGAAGAGAGACGAGCCGUCCACCACCAUUGGUCCUUUGGUCCACCAAGGUGUUGUGAAGUGGGUAAUCCACAGAUAGGGAGUGGUAGAUAGGAUAGAGAUAGGGAGUGGCAGAGUAAUCUAUAUUUUGCGUUCUAUACUGUUUAGGACAGCAGUUUAGUGUUUGUCGUUGCCCAUCAGACUAAUUUGUUAUUUUAAGUUGUUGAACUGAAUAGAAAAGGACUGAAUCAAACAGCUUUAUCACGCAUUGAUUACAAUUUCAAGUAGUUCUGCUUUCUAUUCGUGGAAUUUGUUGAAUAAUGAAGAAAAUCACCAGAUUUGCUCACAAGGAAUUUGAGUUUUUCGGGACGCUCACCUGGAGUAUAAAUGGUUAACCCUUGAUUGGCAGCACCUGAGAGGAUUUGAUUUUCCCUGGAAAAGUGGUCGUUCGGAGGGUUUAAGUGGGCUAAAGGGCAGAGUCAGAGCUGUGAUUACGGAGAGGAAACGAUUGUGGAGGUAAAAGGAGACUUUGUGCUCUCUUUGUAUGUUUUUAUGCUCAUUGAGGUUCAUCACAGCUGUCAGCUCUGCUUAGAGCCGCUGCUACAAUUAUGCUUAUUUCCAGUGCUGGAGAGGGCGAAAGUGAGAAAAGUAUACGCUCAUUUCCUCUUAUUAUGUGUCCAUACAGUAUAACGGUUUCAAAACAAACAGUGUGUUAGUAAUGACUACUGCACUGAGAGGGGGAAUUACAUAUUCACUCCAAUACUGAUGGGAUUUCAUGAUGUGCAGAGGAUUUUUUUUUCCUGAAAUUACUAAAUUUAAAUAUCUCCAUAAAGGUUCAUUUCACAGUCUCCUUAAAGGAGGACAUGUUUAGGGGUCUUCAGAGCAGUCAACUUUUUCUCAGUGUCGGCCUGAAGCACAGGAGAGUUGUGGUUUUCUUUUCUGUUGCCAUCUAGAGAGGAUCAGUUAGACGAUCAAGCUGCAAACAUGCACCACUAUGAGACACUCUGUCAUCCCCUUUAGUUUUCGGCCUGACAUCCACACACAGUAGGACAUUUCUUCUUAUUAUCUUUUGAUCAGAAGCCAAGCUAUUCCUCCUGGUCCACAUUUAUGCUGACAAAUCUUCAAGAAGCUUUGAUUCGUGAGGUGGAGCAGCAGCAGCAGCAGUUUGGCAGGAAUAAGUUGGAGUGCAACUUGUGCUUUUGAUACGAGCAGGUUGAAAAAAAAAAAGGGGGACGCUCCUGAUGGAUCCAUCUGUAAAUGAGAUGUACAGGACAGAGGAUGGAGGGUGGAGGUGAGCAGAGGGCUGCUGAAUUCCCUGUGCUGUCGAGUUGAUUGAUGCAGAUGUCCUGCACAGGCCUCUCUGCCUCUGCUGAUCGGUGCAACUCUCAGGUGUUUGAACGUACCUAUAGGAACUUUGGACAUUUUCACCAUUUCAGUGUUAUUAUCACUUGUACUAAUCCCCUAGAAUUGCUCUGGAUUUCAUUGUAAUAUAUUGCAUCGGCUGACACUAAAUUUACACUAAUUUACUAUCUCAAAAUCUCAUCUUGAAAUAAAAACUCUUCUCUGUUACAAACCUUAAAACGUUUUCAAAUCUUCUCGCUUUAUUGUUCGUAGUCUGGAUCCCCCCGAAACAUUUUUACAGCUUCCUCUUCAGUUCCGUCUUAUUUCUUUUGGCCGGGCACAACAAGAAGGUCAACUCUAUUCAAAGACAAACGCAAACAGAGAAGUUGAUCCAUCAGCCAGUAACAGCGAUCCCCCUGAUUUUUCCUUUCAGGCUGGAUGUGACAAAUCCAAACAUUUUCCAUUCUAGGAAAUUUAAGAAGCUCAUUUUACAAAUUAAAGGAAUAUUUAUACGUUUGGAAACUAAAUAAAAAUCCUGCAAAAAUAUGACCAAAAUGAUACUCAUUGUGCAGCAGCUGUAAAACGGCAGCUGCUCCUCUGUGAUGGUUUAAGUUAGUCGAGUUUACAAGCGUUUCAAGGCACAACCCCAAUUUAAUUCUAGCAGGAGGAAUUUAUUUAUCUGGAGUUUCUACAAUUAAAAUGAGAUGCAUCUACUCAACUGAAGCGAUGACAGCUUCUUUGUAUCAUGAAAAAACUUAAAUUUACGUCUCAGGUUGCAGUAAAACUUGAACGUGUGAUGGGUUUUGUGUGUGCCUGGAAAGCAAAGACAGUGGCACAGUGAAAAAGGAUUUAUCUAUACUGAAGAGUGUUUUGUGUGGGCAUGUGCAAGAGUAAAAGUGUGUGAUUAUUUGAUCUUUUUGUGUGUGGAAGUGACCGACAGAGAGUGACGUUUUUCCAGCAUUCAUACGUUCAGUAAACACACACACACACACACACACACACACGCUCAUGCUCACACACUGGCCGGCUCUCUGUGUCUGGAAGUCAUUGGCGGUGCAGAGCGGAGCAACAAAUGAGCUAAUUGUUCUGUAAAUGAUUUAUCCUCUGCUGAGGCCUGUUCAGCCAGUGUUUAAUUCGGCUGCUGCUAUUAGAAACACAUUGACGACUGGCUUUGAUGGUGAUGUUAAAGAAGGCUGGAAACCACUCUCUGUGAAACGCCCUCACACACACACACGACACAUUUACACACAUAUAUGCAGGCCCACAGUCACAGAAAUACAGUGCACCACACUCAGAGAGACUUUUAUCAAAAGCAAUUCACUCCACCUCAGCUAUUUUUUCUUCUCAGCCAGACAGCACUUCAUUGCGUCUUUCUAGACACCCUUAAAAAAAAGAGAAAAAAAAAAAACCUCAUAUAUGAUUACUCACUUAAGGAGCCCUGGAUCACGACAGAGCUUUCAACACUUUCUAAACUAAUGGUGUGCAGGAAGUUGUGGAAACAGAGAUGGAGAAGGAGUGAAAGAAAGGCAGAGAAAUAUCCAACGACUCAGCAGGAUAAUCAACUUAGCUAUUUAUCCUCCGGUUUGGACAGUUGGUUUUUAGACCGGGGCUGAAGCUUUGCUUUGCUGCUUUAUAGAGCUGAAAUGAAGCGUGCACCUGAACAGAGCUAAAACGCACAGUUAGGACAUGUGCAUGAGCAAACUAAUAGCUGUGGUUUUAAAAGGCAUUUGGUUAUUAGUCUGCAUCAGUGGAAAAAAGCCUGACGUCACCUGUGUGAAUGAAGUAGACGUUUUAAGGUCAGAGAUGAAAUCUAAAUGACCCUCAUUUGCUGAUAAAGCUGCGUGGUGCUGACUGGAGUUAAUGUUUUGUGUCUCAGGAAUGAGAGCUGCGCCUGUUUGCUUCUUGUUCAUGCUAUGCUAAUGAGGUGCAUCGAAGAAAGCGCAUUUACAGCGGGAGAUUGUCAAAUAUAUUCUUACACACGUUCUGGCUGUGAGUGCCUGGCUCUGUGUAUGACGUGAGGCUUUAUGCACGGACCUGUGUGUAUAUUUUCAGCACAGAUGGAAGCAGUUAAACUCUAAUUUAACACCAACAGAAGAAGUCGGGUCAGAUAACUAACAAAAUCUAUUAGCAAAACUAUCAUUCUGUUGUCAUUUGGUCUUCAGGGAGAGGGCUGCUCGCAGAGCAAAUUCAAACAAAACACAGAAAGCUGAGCUGAACAAACCUCAGAGAAAUCUAAAACACAGAGCAAAGCAGAAGUUGGCUGUUUAAACUGAGCACUUUCUUUAGUAAAUAUCCUCUGAAGCUAAUGACAUAUUGGCUGUCGCAGGGUGCACAUCUUAGCCUGAUGAUAAAGUGCUGUUUGGUGCUUAAAGCAGCAGAAUGAAGUCAUCUGAGACUGCUGUAAAUGUAGUCCGCCUUGUUCUGGACUCAUUAUAGAUGAUUAUUAAAAUGUGGGAACAAUUGAAUGCAUGUGUGGGCGGCUGGUGUGAAUUAGAUCUGAUUAGUCGAUCUAAGAUAAAUCCUUGUUUUCAGAAGCCAUCAGGAUGUUAAAAAAAGCCACAGAUGACACCAGGUUCAUGUGUGAGGUAUCCACACGACUACAGACUUCUUCGGGUUGUUCGUCAGCUUCAUUCAGAAGUCUGACGUUUCUUUUCUUUAUAGUGCCUCUAAUUGAUGAUCAUUUAUGAGGGUCAUUUCAGCCUUUAUGACACACGAGAGAGAGCAGACACAUUCGCAUAUUUUCACUCGAUAAACUAAAGGGGUAUUACCAGUUUUCAUUUCACGGGUGAAUACCAAUCUUCCUAUACGAUUGUCAGGGCCAGAAACCAAGUGGAAUUAUUUUUUCCAACCAGUUGUUCCUCCUUCACGUGGCCAGGAACUAAAUUAGAUGUUUAUAUUUGACAGAACGGCUUAACGAAGGGGAAAGGAAGGAGAGAGUGCAUGGAAAAUCAUCUUUUAUAGGUAAAGGAGCAGUCAGAGCUCAUUUUUGGAGAAACAGAAUCAAAGUUUGGAUCGUAGAGUUAAUAAGAUUCUUUACAAAAUGUUGACUAGAUUUACAUUUAUGUUAAACUUUAAUGAACUAAUUAUAUUGUUCCAGUGUGGUAUAAUCAUAAUAUCAUAUCUAAAGAAAACAUCAUCAGGUAAUAAGAUUAGUGUUGAACAAAUCACCCUCUUGGGAGCUCAGUGGUAUGUCUGAGUUUAUGUGUGUGUGUGUGUGUUUGAGUGUGUGUGUGGGUGUUUUAAAGCAGAAAGAGAGAGCGGAGGAGUCAUCCGAGCAUGUCCGAUUAGUCUUCAGGAGAUUGUUUUGACUACCAGGCCGGCCUCAAAGCCCCCUCCGCUUGUUUUGACUGAACCAGCUACAGCUGUGUUCUCCAAACUGCUGCUCAGCGCUUGCACUGCUUUCAGAGUAAUUUCAUCUCAUUUAGUUAAUAGUCCAAUUGUCAUGCACAGUGUUUUGAGUGUGAAUUUUAUUAUGUUCUCACUUUUCUCUGACCUGCCUCCUGUUUGUUAUUCACCCUGAUAAAUAACCUCACUUUUACACGCUGCAUUCCUGCACGGUUGCACUUGUUGCAACCAGCUGUUGGUUUGAGAGUUUGUGUUGGCAGAAAGAAAAUAACAGCAGGAUAUGAAUCGAGCCAAAUAAUAAAGGGGCUUAUAAGUCAGUGGGCUCAUUAGGGAAAACACACAUUUAAGGCACUUCUUGGCCCCAUUUGGAAGCCAGACACAACUUCCUGAGGUGAUGCUCAAUUGGAAGUCAUCGCCUUUAUUUUUGAAAUACUGUGAUGUUCAUAAGGUGUUGGAUGCACUCAGGGAUUUAUUUAUCACUCACAAUGCUUCUUAAAAAACAGGAAUAAUGAAGGUUUUGGUUUACUUGUAGUUUCAAGACUGGGGAUUAACACUGAUAAUCUGGACUAUGGAGAGGUUCACAAUCUGAGUCUUGGGUGUGGUUUUGGUUCAGGCUGUGAAUUUAAUGUAGUGUGGGAUCAUGAGCAUUGUGGUUUUCUUAAAAAUUCAAAUGUGUGUAUAUUUGAAUAAAAGAGCACAUAAAGCUUCAGCAUCUCAGCAUGUCCAUGACAUAGACUGUAUAUAGAGUAAACGCAGUCUGCCUCCUCGCUGGGUGAACCCAACGCGAGAACAGCACCCUCUAGUGACAGGCUGCAGUAUAGGUCAUACAUCCUGCCUCCUCCAGCCAUCCCUAUGGCGCUACGGACAAACUUUAAAAAUUUACACCACAGAAUGUAAAUUUUUCUCCUCUCUGGUUGUGAUGUUGACAUAUUGUUACUGUAAGACUGGUUUGUGCUCAAGUCCUCUUUUUUCUGUACAGCUCCUAGUUUAAAAGUUAUUAAGGGGUUCAUGUUUUCUAUGAUUGACACUUGAUACAGCCUAUGUGCGAAGAUUGCAUAGCUCUCCCAGGGGAUACGCUGUUUGAGCCGAGCGUCAUCACAGCGACUCUCCCACAGAAUGCGUACAACACUACUGUGCAAGUGGUGGUUCCAGAAAGUGGAGAAAACCUCGGAAAUACCGAGAGCAAUUUGGCUUCAAAUUCAUAUAAUGAUGAAAGGCAGAGCCAAGUUGUCCAUAGGAUAAACAGUCUAUGACUCAAAGCUCAAACCAGACUCAAACCAGUUCAUUUGCCUUUGACUUUUGUGUAACUUGUUUUUUAUGACUUAAUCUAGAAGUAUUUGUGCAUGAAUUCAACAACCUUCCAGCUGGUUCAAGACUAACGUAGGGUGACCAUACGUCCUCUUUAAAGCUGGUAAAAAACACUUGACCUGACCCGAUAAAACUCUCAAAAUUUACUGUAACAAUGAUUUCAAUCAUAUUUCCUGAGUCUCAGUCUUCUUGGUCAAGUGAAGGUUGGAGUCAUUAAACAGAGCUUUGACGUGCUUCAUAUUUGUUACUGAAUGUUGAUAGUCUAUCAUAAAACAGGCCAGAGAGAAAACUGUCUGAACAGGACAUAGGCCAGAUACAUCUGCAAAAUGUGACACAAUAGUAUCUGAAUCCCUGAGGUCCUUGCGUUUCAAUAUUGAUCUAUUGAAUAAUUAAUCAUUCUCAUCUGCAUGGCGCCAAAUUAUAACCAAAGUCAUCUUGAGACACUCAAAAAAAAAAAACUCUUCAUUCAGGUCAAGACUGAUGAAAACUUUUGAUAAGCUUGAAAAAUUCUGAAAAGCUUUACCUGUCAGCGACAAUUAAAACUGGUUUUCGCUUUUAAAUGUUAGCAUCUGUAAAUGAUUGAACCCUACUUUAGAAAAUAUAGCUAACCUUUUGACUACCAUGAAUUCUGGGAUGUUGAGUCGUUGACCCUAUAAAAGUUGUUUUCUUUUCUUUGCUGUAUUACAUAGAGCUCUUAAAAACAUGAAAUGAUCAGUGACUUAAGGCACUUUUAAUGUUGUUUCAGAAAUACUCCUGCCAAUGCAAUCUGCUAAUGAUUCACAGGCCCUGCAUGAAAAAUAAAAACAGAAUCAGCAGACACAGGAUCUUGUAGCUCUCAAUCUGCUCUCAGACUUAGUGUCUCAACACCAAUUCCAUACUUGCCUCUUAAGUUGACUGUACAUUGUCCAUAUGGAAAUUAGAGCUCUUUUUGCUUGUCACUUGCUGAGCCAGGAGCCCACAACCUAUGGCUCUAUCGUUAUGAGACAACAGCUGAUACUUUCCAAGUAGAUGUUGUUGUCCCAAACAUAUGUAAAGAUUAUCACAUCAUCUGCAUACAAAGAAAUGACUGAUCAACUUGAUGAAAAAUAAAAUGUAUUCAUAACUUGCAGCUGUAAAGACAAAAAGAUGUCCUUUAUUUAUGAUGCAUAUGUAGUCGUAAAUAGUCAUGGUCCGAUGGUCUAAGUCAAAAUAAAAGCAAAAUAAUGCAGAUGCUCUGCUUUCUGUCCAGCUGGAGGAAGUAUUGAAACUGAUUGUUUAUGAGUCUCCUCACAAAAAACUAUAAUCAGUGGGAGGAAUGAUUCCUGUCCAGAUCAUAUGAUCUCAUCCUCUCAUUACUGCCUGAUAUGCUUCCAAACACCUACCCACCUUUGUUGAUGUCAGUCAAAUGGAUUUUUCCAAACACCUACACCUUUUGCUCCGUCUGAGAGGAAAUGUGGAACAGGUGUUAGGCUGAUGAGAAGAGGGCGAGGGGGGGCUGUGGGGGUGGGUGGGCUGUGAGGGUUAGCCCAGAUAAUAUAAGGAGGGGGGAAAAAGUCAGCAGAUGACUGUGGUGCAGUGAAGUAAAGACUUCUAUUCAGCUGCAUUGUGUGUCUUGAUUCAUGAAUGAAUUUUUCAUUUUCAAACAAGAAUGAAGAGAAAUGUUUGUUUGUGGUUGACCACAAUUAAAGUUAUUGAUACCUUAUUCAGGCCAAAGUUUAUUUUCAACUUAUGAGUUAAUCAAACACAAACGAUGACAAAUAAUAGGAAAUAUGUGGAUGGCUUGAGUUGCACAUCAUUCAGUGGUGUUUUUGAUAAAAUCCCUUGACUGUGGCUUGGAAGUUGAGUGGUGGACGUGAGCGGAGCAGAGGUUAAGUGAGGAGGGAAAAUAUGAUGUUAUUUUCCUGGCCAGAUAGAGAAAGUCUCCCCACCCGCCAGGAAAUCAAGGCCUCUGUGUCCUGAUACCGCAGAUAAAUGAGAAGCAUUUCAUCAUGCAGGGCUGUCACACAUAUCCUCAUGAUGUCACUGUGUGCUUUAAUACGAUUAAAUACCACUGCCAUGAUCAAUGUAGAAACUCUGCUACUGUAGUGAGUGUGUUUGUGUGUCUGAACAGCAUGAAGUCAAAGUUUACUUAGUUUCUCCACUCUAAUUACAUUCAAGACAGAAUAGAAACACUUAGAUCGGCAUCUCAACAUGCCUACUUUCUGUGCCAUUCCCUGCUUUAAAAACGACGUAACACACCUUGGUUACAACUUAAAGCAAAUGUCACGGGUCAUUAUAAACAAAAAACAGAAGAUCGUGAAAAAUAAUGAGGAACUUUUGGUUUGAGUCACUUUUGGCGCCCCCUUGAAGACAUCUUGUCCCGUAUCUAUAAGCAAGAUUUUCUGCCAAAAAUCUCACACUGUUCUCUUUUGACCACCAAUGUAUCGCUCACAGUGAAUGUUUGCUGUGGAAAAAAUUAUCAGAAGCUCAUAGUUUCAAUCCGUUUCUCAACCAAUCAAAAUCUCUCCACUGGGACUUUAAGAUUUACCAAAACAAAAUGUAUUUAUUUUGACUCAUUGAGGACCUUUUUCAUUCAAAUGUCAGGUUCAUGUGCUCACGCCUUGUACAUGAUGACAUUGAUACUGUUUUCAUGUCUCACAUCUUGGCUUUCUCACCAAUCACUCGACUGUGUUUAAUAGCCAAUUCUGAUUCUCAAUAGCAAAGGUGAUACCGGGGACACGUUCUUACAUAAACAUAUCUUUGCAUGUUAGAAAAUCACACAAGAAGCUGAGAAAGACUUUAAACAAAUUAAAGAAACCAGAUAUGAAGCAACCAGAUAGCCUACUGUAGCACAGUGAGGGCUUGACAGUUUUAUGGGACCAGUAGAGCGAAAAGAAAAAAGAAACUAAAAGCUGCAGGGAAGAAGACCAGCACAGAUACUACUAUUAUAUUAGGCUAAACUGAUGAAUCACUUUAUAGCUCCAUGCAUGAAUCAAACCAUAAAAUCAUCUACAGAUCAAUGCUUCGUUUCCACCUUGUUUGUAAGUUUAGUUAACAGUGGGUAAGCUGUUGAAGGUACAGUUAGCCAGUGGUUAUGACAAAAACAUUCCUAAAGUGAUAAGAAAAGACUUUCAGUAAAGCUCCAGCUAACUUUACAUUACCCCCUACUUUCUAAUGAGGCCAGAUUUGUGCUAGUUUAGUAUAAAGGCUAAAAUCAGAGAAGGAUCUGCUCUAAAGAAGUUUUAAUCACAGUUUUAAUCAUAUUUUCACCAAUAUAUCCUUUGUCUAUUGAAUACAACAAAAGCAUGAAAAAGCCCUGUCUGUACGUAGUGCCUUUUAAAGCUGAUUCUCGCAAUGAAUCCUCAUUGAUGUGAGAUGAUUUUUCUUUCUCUUGCAGAACAAAGACAGAGAGAGGAAGACGGCCAUCAGAAGUUAACAACAUGGAUAAAAACCACAUAAACUUUGCUUUCAGUGAUUUUACAAUUUCUGCAACUUGAAGACUCAUCAGACCAGUGAAACUUUCCAGACUUUUGAAGGACCUCUUACUCACUUCAAGACCUUUGAAGGAACCUUUUAAGCCUUUCUUAUUUUCUGUUUUUUAACACUUUGCAGGACUUCUUUACAUUUUAGGGUUUUUUCAAACAUCUUUGAACUGUACUUUGAAAGGACAAUGAAAUACUGCAACCACAACUAUUAGAGACUUUUUACUGUAUCACCUAAAGUGGCUCUUCGCUGAGGGUCAAAGGAACUUAUGGCACAUGAUUGAAGAAACUCUCAGAACCUAUGAAAGACAUAUUU
This is a messenger RNA of Xyrichtys novacula (pearly razorfish), 13612 nucleotides long. The record is from the annotation of a GenBank genome assembly. NCBI's taxonomy places the organism in Eukaryota, Metazoa, Chordata, Actinopteri, Labriformes, Labridae.